AUUGUGAGCCAUAAAUGUUUAAAACUCAGCCGGUACAUCAAAUGAAACGAGCUUAUCCCGGGCGGCGCGUGUAAUAAGGUGUUGAACGUGCACCUCCGCUUUGCUGAUUGCUGAUUCCAUGACUGUUGAGGAACCUUUCAAAGGAUAUAAUUUAUUAGCAUAUUUUAUCAAUAGCAAUCCGCAUCCUACAUUGACAAAGUUUGUGCAAGAACAUAGGGCGGAUUUUCCCGCUUGGCAUAUUACACCUUUGAAACCCGACGAUUUGGAGCUUAUAUGGACCAGCCGAUUUUCAGAGCUUUACGAUGAGUUGAAAAAGGAAGCGGAAAAGAUCGGGGGAACACGAGUGCGCAUGACCCUGUGGAAACAGAUUUCUCGAGAUCUGGUGGAGCAUAUCAAAUUGAACCGGGCCGCUAUUGAUAAGAGGGAAACGUUGCGAUGGAUUCGCGCGGAAAAAAAAGAGCUGCAACGAUUAAAGCCUACACAAGGAAAAACGUCUUCCACGAAAGACACCUCCAACUCUCAAACGAAACCAGGAUCCGCAGAACCUUUGGACACGAUGCAGCAACAUGUUACCAACACAACACAAAUAGAAGCUUUGACAGAGUCAAAACAGCCUUCCAAUGUACAAACCGAAAACCAGCACGAUUCAGUCGGAACACAACCUGUAAUACAGGCACCGCAAAAUGUAUUCCAUUUUACUACAAAUCGAGCAUCAAAAUCGACGGAAACGGAAGCGGGAACGACAGCGGCAACGGCAACGGCAAUCGAAGCUUCCCUUCCGACAUUGGCAACGUCAUCUUCACAACUGCCAACAGACAAGAUCAAUUCGGCAACGUCAAGGUCUCGGCAGCCUGAAGUCAAAAGCGCAUUGGAAGAGUCCUGUUUAAAGACCUCACCAUCCUCCGUUCACGAUGUAACUAUUGUACUAUACGCCGAUAUACUGAUGCUGAAAUUGAAAUGAAUGCGUUAGGUUUUUUCGCGAUGGACAGAGGAUACGAUUGAUGUUUCGAGCGAACUAUUUCAGUUUCAAAAGGAAUGCAUACAAAAGCAGCAACUGGAUCUUCCCAUGACCGACGUUGAAUUGCUGGCUUUGAAUAGCAUCUU
Molecule: messenger RNA, 1104 nt
Organism: Radiomyces spectabilis
Lineage: Eukaryota; Fungi; Mucoromycota; Mucoromycetes; Mucorales; Radiomycetaceae
Exons: 4
Coding region: 119-961 (280 amino acids)
Source: RefSeq, a predicted model, not a curated record